GGUUACCUGCCAAGCCCAGGACGAACAGCACUGCAGGAGCUGUGCCCACUUGUGGUCCCGGACUCUGCCCACAAGCUGUUCAUUGGGGGCUUACCCAACUGCCUGAACGAUGAUCAGGUGAAAGAGCUGCUGACAUGGUUCGGGCCUCUCAAGGCCUUCAACCUGGUCAAGGACAGCGCCACCUGGCUCUCCAAGGGCUGCACCUUCUGUGAGUAUGUGGACAUCAGCGUCACGGAUCAGGCCAUGGCGGGGCCCAACGGGAUGCAGCUGGGGGACAAGAAACUGCUGGUCCAGAGGGCGGGUGUGGGAGCCAAGAAUGCCACGCCGAGCACCAUCCACCAGACCCCCGUGACCCUGCAAGUGCUGGGCCUGAGCUCCCAGGUGCAGAUGGGCAGCCACCCCACGAAGGUCCUGUGCCUCCUGAACACGGUGCUGCCCGAGGAGCUGCUGGACGACGAGGAGUACGAGGAGAUCGUGGAGGACAUGCUGAACGAGUGCAGCAAGUACGGGCUGGUCAAGUCCAUCGAAAUCCCCUGGCCGGUGGACGGCGUCGAGGUGCCCGGCUGCGGGAAGGCCUUCGUGGAGUUCACCUCUGUGUGUGACUGCCAGAAAGCCAUGCAGGGCCUGACAGGUCGCAAGUUCGACAACAGAGUGGUUGUCACAAAAUACUGUGACCCCGACUCUUACCACCGCCGGGACUUCUGGUAGAGGCGGCGGGGGUGGGUGGAGCCGGGCUGGCUGGGGGCUACUCCCCCAUGCCCCCUCCCUCUUUCCCCCUCCGUAGACAACAGGCAGAGGAGUGACAGCCGAAUGACAGGCGGCAGCAACUGGAACGGCAGCAAUUAAGGGUGGGGGGUGGAGGGGGGGAUGGGAAGUGUGCACACGGCCCACACACGCACCCACAGACAGAGGGAAGGGGUCUGGAUGGGGAGGGGUGCACGGAAGGGUGGGGUAGGACCCCACAGCCCCUCCCCAAGACAGCCUCUCCUCCCUCAUACCUCACCCGCUCAUCCCCCUUUCCACCGUAGGAACAGCGUGUUUAUAUUUUAUGGCCAAACUAUUUUGAAUUUUGUUGUCUGGCCCUUUGCCCUCCCUCUCCCUCCCCAGCUCCGCAGGUCCAGCCCUUUGGCCUCUAGUCCUCCCCUUGGCUUCUUAACGUAGUUGGUUCUCUCCUCUCCAGUCCCACGGCCCUGCCCCUCCUCCUCUGUGGCAGUUUCAUAUUUGCUAAGACGAAUUUGCGCAUUAAACAUUUGUUGUAUUUUAAAAAAAAAUAGAGUAAAAAUUAAAACUUUGCUAUCUUUAUCACAAGCAGGUCCUUACAGCUUGGAGCAAGGCAACUGUAAACUUACAAAAGGGACAGUGGAAG
Myotis myotis is the source of this 1366-nucleotide messenger RNA. Its product is annotated as splicing factor U2AF 65 kDa subunit-like. Gene Ontology annotation, biological process: mRNA processing. NCBI's taxonomy places the organism in Eukaryota, Metazoa, Chordata, Mammalia, Chiroptera, Vespertilionidae. Gene Ontology annotation, molecular function: poly-pyrimidine tract binding; pre-mRNA 3'-splice site binding. The annotation marks the transcript as partial. The transcript has a single exon. Gene Ontology annotation, cellular component: commitment complex; nucleus; U2AF complex. The record is from RefSeq and is a predicted model, not a curated record.